Molecule: messenger RNA, 4773 nt
Organism: Pistacia vera
Lineage: Eukaryota; Viridiplantae; Streptophyta; Magnoliopsida; Sapindales; Anacardiaceae
Product: disease resistance-like protein DSC1
Exons: 7
Coding region: 115-4065 (1316 amino acids)
Biological process (GO): defense response; signal transduction
Molecular function (GO): protein binding; ADP binding
Source: RefSeq, a predicted model, not a curated record
AAAAAAAUAAAAUAGAAAAAGGCACAGCAAUCAAUCAAAGACAUAGAGAUAGUGGAAUAUAAACUCCUUUACUCUCUUAUGUAAUGUUUUAGUUUAGUCCUCUACGUUUUGUUAAUGCGCAGUGCCUCUCAUCACUGGAACUUAAUGGCUUCUUCUUCUUCUUCUUCUUCCACUACUCCUAAACUAAAGUACAAAGUUUUUCUUAGUUUCCGAGGUGAGGAGACCCGGGAAAACUUUACAAGCCAUCUGUAUGGAGCCUUCAACCGGGAAAACAUUAAUACUUUCAUUGAUGAUAAACUUAACAGAGGAGAAGAAAUUUCUCCAGCUCUUUUGAGUGCAAUUGAACAGUCAAAGAUCUCGGUUAUCAUUUUCUCUAAAGGGUACGGCUCUUCAAGAUGGUGUCUCAAAGAACUUGAAAAGAUUAUUGAAUGCAAGAAAAAGUAUGGUCAGAUUGUAAUUCCGGUCUUUUAUCACGUAGAUCCAUCAGAAGUAAGGAAACAAACUGGGGAUUUUGGGAAAGCAUUUUCUCAGCUUGAAGAGCGUUUUAAGGUUGAUGAUCCAGAGAUGUUGCAGAGAUGGAAGAGUGCUUUGACGGACACAGGCAACAUAUCUGGCUUUGAUUCAAAUAACACUAGGAACGAGUCACAACUUGUACAGGAUAUUGUCAACAAUAUUUUGAAGCUAUUGGAUGAGGAGUACUCGGUAAUUGACAAGAAGAACCUAGUUGGACUAGAUUCAACAGUCAAGCAGAUUGAAAAUUUAUUAUGUACCGUCGGUGUUUGCAAACUAGGAAUUUGGGGCAUUGGGGGUAUAGGUAAAACAACUCUUGCUGAUGCUGUAUUCAGAAAAAUCUCUAAACAGUUUGAAGCUGCUUACUUCAUUCGAAAUAUUAGAGAAGAAUCGGAGAAAAGCGGGGGACUAACUGACUUGCGCCAAAGACUUAGCUCUAGAGUUUUAGGGGAUAAACAUUCCAAUAGUGGGUUCACCUUGGAAAGAAAAAGGCUUGGUCGUGUUCUUAUUGUGUUUGAUGAUGUAACAAAAUUAGAACAAAUGGAAUGUUUGAUGGACGAAUUUGUCUGCUCGGACUCUGAAAGUCGAAUAAUCAUAACGGCAAGGGAUGAACGAGUACUAAAAGAAUGUGAUCACAUACAUGAGAUGAAAGGAUUAUUUGGUGAUAACGCUUUUCAGCUCUUUAACCGAUAUGCUUUUCGAGGAAACAGUCCAACAGAAGAUUAUAUUGAGCUAUCAUCCAGGGCAAUAGCAUAUGCUAAAGGUGUUCCUCUUGCUCUUAAAGUUUUAGGUUCCUCUCUAUUUGAGAGGACAAAAGAAGAUUGGAAAAUUAUUCUGGAAGAUUUGAAAAGAAUUCCUCAUAUGGAUAUCCAUAAUGUAUUAAAAGUAAGUUAUGAUGGGCUAGAUAAUAAACUAAAGCAAGUAUUUUUAGAUAUUGCUUGUUUCUUUAAAGGGUGUGAAAGAGAGCUUAUAGAAGAAGUCUUGGAUGCCCGUAGCAUUUAUAUAGAUGUUCUUAUUGAAAGGUCUCUCAUAACUACCUCAUCCAACAUCGUAACAACCUCAAUCAACAUCAGAACUACAUCGUCGAACAUCAUGACAACUUCACCCAACAUCAUAACAACCUCAUCCAACAUCAUAACAAUGCAUGAUUUACUUCAAGAAAUGGGUAGAGAAAUUGUUCGUGAAGAAUCAGCUGAUAAUCCUGCUGAACGUAGUAGGCUAUGGGAUUAUGAGGAAAUCUGCUCAGUAUUGAAAAAAAAUAAGGCGAAAGGAGCUAUUCGAAGCAUAAGCUUGGAUAUGUCUAAAGCAAAAGAGAUACGUUUACAACCUAAAGCUUUCAACAAGAUGCAUAACCUAAUGUUCUUGGAAGCCUACGGCUUCACCCGUGGGAACAAGGUACAGGGUUUUGAAGAGCUUCAAUCUGAUUUCUCUGAGCUAAGGUAUCUUUGUUGGUAUAAUUAUUCUGCCGAAUCAUUGCCCCGAGAUUUUGAUCCAGAGAACCUUGUUGCACUCUACAUGAUGAUAGCAAAGUUAAACGACUUUGGACUGGUAAAAAGGUAUCUAUUUAAACUUAAUAAAUUGAAGCAUAUUGACCUCAGUCACUCCAACCAUCUACUCCAAAUACCAAAUCUCUCAUUAAUUCCAAAUCUCAAAAGCUUGAUUCUACAAGGUUGUACAAAUUUGUAUGAGGAUUUCUCAUCUAUCCGUGAUCUCAAUAAGCUUGUCCUCUUGAAUCUACGAGAAUGUAAAAGAUUUGAAAGUCUUGCAAUCAACCCUGGUUGUAAAUCUCUUCGAACACUUAUUCUCUCCAAGUGUUCAGAUCUCGAAACAGUUCCAUAUAUCCCCCAUUCGGUAGAAGAGUUAUAUUUAGAUGGAACUGCAAUAAAAGAAUUGUCGUCAUUAAAGCAUCUUUCCAGCUUAAAAAUAUUGAGUCUUGAAAAUUGUUCAAAGCUGGAGAGUCUCCCAGAGAGCAUUGGUGAAUCAGAAAAUCUUCGAAUAGUUAUUCUCUCCAAUUGUCCAAUGAUCAAAACAGUUCCAUGCAUCCCUAGUAGUGUAGAAGAAUUAUAUUUAGAUGGAACUGCAAUUGAAGAAUUGCCGCCAUUAGAGCAUCUGUCUGCACUGUUAAAAUUGAGUCUUAAAAAUUGUUUAAGACUAGAGAGUCUUCCAGAGAGUAUUUGUGAGAUUAAAUCUCUUCGAUGUCUUUAUCUUUCGGGUUCUUCAAAACUGUCAAGUUUGCCUAGUGGCCUGAAAAAUUUAGAAGCACUGGAGGAACUUGAAGUGGAGGGAAUUGGUAUAACAGAUAUACCGUCGUUGACUUUAGCAUGUUUGAACAACCUUAAGAAAUUAUCUUUUGUGAGAUGUGGGAUUCAGAAGCCACCGGUUUCCCUACUGUUACAGUUAGAGGACUGCCACAAACUGGAGCAGCUAAAUCUGAAAGACUGUUGUAUUGAAGUGUUACCCAAAAAUCUUGCCGGAUUACACUCACUGGAAUUUUUAUAUCUUGGCGGAAACAACUUUGAGAGUAUGCCAGAGAGUAUCAAAGAUCUCCCGAAGCUGUAUGAGCUUGAUUUAAGCAAUUGCCAGAGGCUGAAAUCCUUACCGCAACUUCCAGAUAAGCUACUACGUAUAGAAGCAAAGGGUUGCACAUCACUGGAAGCAAUAUCAGGUUUACCAACUCAAUGCCUAAGUAUGCGGACUCACAACGAGGAAAUUAGCUUCAUCAAUUGUUGCAAUCUGAAACUAGAUUUGACAGAUGCUCUGCCGAAUAUUGAGAGAAAUGCAGGUCUAUGGUUUAGCUCUGGAGAAAACACAACAUCGCUGUCAAGGGUUAACCUGCCAAAGGCAUAUAGCCUACCAAAGGCAUAUAGCCUGCCAAAGGCUUCUUUAUGUUACCCUGGAAGCGACAUUCCAGAUUGGUUUAACUUUAAAAGUCAGAAUGGUUAUAUAGAGCUUCCAUCAGAUUGGCUCAAUGAUGACUUAAUUGGUUUCGCUUUGUGCGCUGUUGCAUCGUUUCGAGACAAUGAAGAGGCUGAACCUCUGCAAGUUCGCUGUUUUCUGGUUGUUGGCGAGACGAUCGUUUCCUCUGGCUGUUUGUUUAAUGAUUAUGGACAUAAGGUUAUUGAAUCAGAUCAUGUGUUCUUAGGAUAUGAUUAUGAUAUCAUGGCCUUGGAAUUGCUUACUCUCAGCUCGAAUAGCAGGGGCUACAUGGAGUUCUAUGUUGGGCAUGGAAGUAAUAAUUGCGGAAGAAAAACCAAGUUGAAAAAUUGUGGAGUCAGAUUGUUGUACGCCAAAGACAAUUAUACGAGAACAGAUGGAGGAGUGGAAAGAGACCAGAGAUUUCCAUAUAUAAAUCGUUGCUUGAGGUGCCAUCUCUAUUGCUGCGUGGAACAUGAUGAAAUGGACGAAAAAAAACCAUAUGAAAUUUUAGAUAGCUGGUCCCCGUAUUCAGAAAUAUACAAGCCACCAAUAAGAAGGGAUUAUUCAAAUUAUAUCGGGUGCAAAGUGGUUGCACACCAUCUGCAUCGGAAGCGCAUGGACUGGGCUAGACCGGUGUGAAACUUGGAGGUUGGAAUCUUCUUAAGGAAGAGACUGGCUUGAUCUCGUUUGCACAUGCUAACGAUUUAGCUGGCAACUUGGCGCAUGAACAUCUCAAUGUUUUCUGGAUUUUCUUCCCUGGAAUCGAAUUAUGUUAGCGGACUACUGUGAGUGGACACAUGCUGUUUUGAUGUUUCUGGUGCUUCGUUUUCUGGACUGUGAAAGGAUGCUGAUUGCACUUUAAUAGUGUUGUAAGCCGACAUUAUGUCAAUGUUCUGUUUUGUUUCCUGAUGUUUCUGCCUUCUGAGGCUGCUUUAAUCUUUUACUUGCAUUAUCAGAUUUGUUUCCAAAUAGUUGGACUUCUUAUCACAAAUAUUUCCAGAUUUCUACAUAAUCUUUUACUACUGGAUCGUUUUUCUGUCGCACUUCAACAGAGUUACUAUCUGCUUUUGCUGAAGUUUGGUUUUCUGGCAGUGAGAUGAUGUUGAUUACUCUUUUCACUGUUGUAAACCGCUAUUACUGGUUCAUUCUGGUCUUCUUAUGAGAUGUUGUGUUUGGUUAUUCAAGGAUUUGAACAGCUGGUAUAAGCAAAGGACAUAUUAUUAUUAGUCUCUAUAGUAGUCAUAUCACGCCAUCAUUUCAAUAUGAUGACGUGAUGUCAAUUGGUGCUUCAGCCAAACAUCUCCAAAUGUCGUUAGAAGAAGAAUGAUUUAUUUUCAGUGCCGCAAG